Messenger RNA from Lolium rigidum, 495 nucleotides. RefSeq lists its product as uncharacterized. The transcript is spliced from 6 exons. The record is from RefSeq and is a predicted model, not a curated record. Lineage: Eukaryota; Viridiplantae; Streptophyta; Magnoliopsida; Poales; Poaceae. Bases 10 to 495 code for a protein of 161 amino acids.
CUCUGGGCGAUGGUUCGCUGCGAUGGUAGCGGUGCCACCAACGACGAGCACCUCGACCAGCUGCUCAUCACGGGGAUAAAUUCGUUGCACCGCCUCCUAGAGAAGCCGCUGGCCCGGCAGCGGCGGGGUGCCGAGGUCUACCCACAUCCUCUACCUUUGACUGGUGCGGCAGCUCGAGCACCUUGCCGAUCGCUCAUCGAUCUCACUUUUAGGUCGCAGCUCCAUACCAGCCAUCUCCAGAUCUCCUCCACCACUUGUGAUGAGGCCCUGCUAAAUAUUGAAGAGGUGUAUGUCCCAGCCAUCGGCAAUCCUUCUGCCUACAAGGUUGACAUGAAGGGACUGAUAAUGGAUCAGCAAGCCAGCUUGGUAAUGGUCGGACAAGAUGUCUUGAUAUCUGGUGAGAUGAGCUCAGCUUGCACACUCCUCGCCUAUAUCCCAAUUCAGAGCCAGGGCAUAAAGAAACUUCUGGUCCUCUUGCUUACUUCUUCCUUCUAG